This is a messenger RNA of Solanum tuberosum (potato), 637 nucleotides long. RefSeq names its product putative ribosomal-protein-alanine acetyltransferase. The transcript has 2 exons. Gene Ontology annotation, molecular function: acyltransferase activity, transferring groups other than amino-acyl groups. NCBI's taxonomy places the organism in Eukaryota, Viridiplantae, Streptophyta, Magnoliopsida, Solanales, Solanaceae. The coding region runs from base 83 to 478 and encodes 131 amino acids. The record is from RefSeq and is a predicted model, not a curated record.
UUUUUCUUUCCAAUAAUGACCCCAGUAGAUUCUUGUUAACCUAAAUACAGCAGCAAAAACAGAGAAAUAUGAAAACGAAGAAAUGGCAGAGAUAGUUGAAUUGCAGAGAAAUUCAGCAAAUUGGGUUAAGGUAGUUGACGAUAUAGUGAGAAUAGAGAAGAAGAUUUUCCCCAAACAUGAAUCUUUAGCUCGAUCUUUUGAUGAGGAACUGAAAAAGAAGAAUUCUGGGUUACUCUACACUCAAUUAGUGAAAGAGAACUACAGGGGACAAGGCCAUGGAGAAAAAUUACUGGAGGCAGCAGUGCAGAAAUGCAGAACAAGAAACGUUCAUCGGAUAUCGCUUCAUGUAGAUCCUACAAGGACUGCAGCUAUGCAGCUAUACAAGAAACUCGGUUUCCAAGUGGAUACUCUUGUGGAGGGCUAUUACUCUUCAGAUAGAAAUGCCUAUAGAAUGUAUUUGGAUUUUGACAUGGAGUAAUUGCAAUAAUGAAAUAAAGAGAAAAUUUGAUCUUUCCAUGAUCCUGCAGCUGUCUCAUAUUCUUUUUACGUACUAUGGGGAGGGUGACGUUUAUGCAGUCUUACCCUACCUUGUGAAGGUAGAGUUGUUUCCGAUAGAACAAGCAUGUAAUGUAAAUAU